Molecule: messenger RNA, 2976 nt
Organism: Sceloporus undulatus (fence lizard)
Lineage: Eukaryota; Metazoa; Chordata; Lepidosauria; Squamata; Phrynosomatidae
Gene: MLXIP
Product: MLX interacting protein
Exons: 17
Coding region: 36-2900 (954 amino acids)
Biological process (GO): regulation of transcription by RNA polymerase II
Cellular component (GO): nucleus
Molecular function (GO): protein dimerization activity; DNA-binding transcription factor activity, RNA polymerase II-specific; RNA polymerase II cis-regulatory region sequence-specific DNA binding
Source: RefSeq, a predicted model, not a curated record
CCGAGGCGGCGGCAGUCGCUCUGUGGGCCGCUGGGAUGGCCGCCGAGGUGUCGCGGCGGGCGGGCCGGCUGGGUCUGCUGGCGCCUUCGGGGGCUUCCCUCUCGCGGCGGGCGGUGGUGGAGGAGGACUCUUCCUCGGAGGAGAGCGAGGAGGAGGACGGGCGGUGCCCUCCGGGAGCCGGGCGAGGGCGGCGGGGGCCGCGGGGUCCCUCGGCGGCCAAGCGCUCGGGAGGCGGCCCUGGCCAUGGCGGCGUCGGCAGCGGCGGCGGGGGACCCCCUCAGAUCAUCCACUCGGGCCACUUCAUGGUCUCGUCGCCGCACAGCGAGCACCCGCCCAAGAAGGGCUACGACUUCGACACGGUCAACGAGCAGACCUGCCAGACCUACCGCUUCGGGGCGGCGGGGGCCGAGGACGGCGGUGGCGGCGAGGGCGAGGGCGGCGGAGGGGGCGGCGGCGGCGGCGGGGGCCGCCUCAGCAUCGACGCCUCCCUCACCAAACUCUUCGAGUGCAUGACCCUGGCCUACAGUGGCAAGUUGGUUUCGCCAAAGUGGAAGAAUUUCAAAGGCCUCAAGCUUCAGUGCAGGGACAAAAUCCGACUCAAUAACGCCAUCUGGAGGGCCUGGUACAUCCAGUAUCUGGAGAAGCGAAAGAAUCCCGUGUGUCAUUUUGUGACUCCUUUGGAUGGCUCUGUGGAGGUAGAUGAGCAUCGGCGUCCUGAGGCUAUUGCUACAGAAGGGAAGUAUUGGAAACGACGGAUAGAAAUAGUAAUCCGAGAGUAUCACAAGUGGAGAACCUACUUCAAAAAAAGGUUGCAGAAACACAAAGAUGAAGACCUUUCCAGCUUGGCCCGGGAUGACGAUAUGCUCCUCUGGCAUAAUGAGAGCUAUGGCAGAGAGACACCAGUCCCUAUGGAACUGGACUCCCUCUUUAGCACCGACAUGCUUAUGUCAGAGUUGCCAGACACCCUCUUCUCUACGCUGUCAUCUCACCAGCCGGUCUGGCCAUGUCCCAGAGAGAUAGCACACUUAGGCAAUGCUGACAUGAUUCAGCCAGGACUGACCCCUCUCCAACCAAACUGCAUGGAUACUUUUGAACUUUUUCAAGAGCUUUUCAUGUCAAAUCGUUCCAGUAACUACUUCAGUGCCAUCCCCAUCACUCCUACUGCCAGUUCUGCCAUGGCAGAUGCCUGCACUCAUUCUUCCCAGACUUCAGACCUCUCUCCAGGUUCUUUGUCCAGUCCACUUCCCCAAGUCAACCUCAGCGAAGGGCUCAUCGCCACCCCAGUGCCUGCUCCCAUCAUUCCCAGUGUGGCGGACGUUGGUGCUGACCAGUGCCUCAACUUGAGGAGUGGAGGCUCUUUCCUGGAGCCACCCAGUUUCAGUUCCACACCUUCUCUGAGCAGCCAGCCUCAGUUUCUGCCUUCCUUCCCAGAUCUUGUACCGCUCCUUCAGUCUGGUGUCCCUUCUCUACCAUCCCAUUUGCAGCCGACUUCACUGCCUCUGGAUGCUGGCAUGACCUCACAGACACCCGUAUUUGCUCCUUCAGAGCCCCCAAAGUUUGGGCUCUGCAAAUCUUCAGUGAUCACCCACACGGCCUCCGCCACACUGACACGUAAUGUUCCUGCCACCACCUUCAGCCACAGCCAGGCUGGCCUUCUGGCAACCCAGCAGGCAGGAGGAGGAGUGCCUUGCAACCUGGCCCUUCAGACUGCUGUCACACAACGGCAACCUCUGCUGCAGCCACGCACAAACUUUGCCCUUCCCGUAGCCAGCUCCGGGAUGAGGGCCAAGAAGCCGCAAAAGAUAGUGCCUGCCCCAAAGCCAGAAACUGUCUCCUUGGUGUUGAAAAAUGCCUUCAUUGCCCCAGCGGCCUUUCAGGGACCGUCCAGAGCUGUGAUUGUAACUCCCGCACCUAUGAAAAGAGAAGGUGUUUUGGCCCCCAGGAUGUCUCAGCCCAAUGUUGUAAUUGCACCAUCUGGAAUGCCCAGAGCACCUCGAGCAACAGAAUUCCACAGCGGUAUUCUGCUCAGCCCAGGCCAACAGUCUCCAAGUCCACAGACGGUCCCAGCUGCAGUUCCACAUCUUUUUUCUCCUAGUACAAUCCAGGAUGUACUGGUGAAAGGCGAGCAGCCCCCUCCCCACAAAACCUGCUCCCAGGUGUCCUCGCCCAGCCGAGACUGUCAGCCCUCAGGGCAAGCCUCACCAUGUACUUCAGAACAAAGUCCCAGCCCUCAAUCCCCACAGAACAGUUGCUCAGGGAAAACCGCAACCAAUCCUCAGAUGACUGCCUUUAAGAAUCGCAGGAUGAAGCAUAUUUCAGCGGAACAGAAACGAAGGUUCAACAUCAAGAUCGGCUUUAGCACUCUCAACAGCUUGGUGUCAGCAAACUCUAAAUCAAUCAGCCAUGCUCUCACACUCCAGAAGACGGUGGAAUACAUUGCAAAGCUGCAGCAGGAGAGAGCCCAGAUGCAAGAGGAAGCCAAGCGUCUCCGAGAAGAAAUAGAGGAGCUGAAUGCCACCAUCAUUUCUUGUCAGCAGCAGCUCCCUGCCACAGGAGUUCCCAUCACACGACAGAGGUUUGAUCAGAUGCGGAAUAUGUUUGAGGAAUAUGUUAGGAACAGAACUCUGCAGAAUUGGAAGUUUUGGAUUUUCAGCAUCAUCAUUAAUCCCUUGUUUGAAACAUUCAAUGGAAUGGUGUCCACAACCAGCUUAGAUGAGUUGAACCAGACGGCAUUGGCAUGGGUGGACCAGCACUGCUCCCUUCCCGUUCUGAGACCUAUGGUUCUGAACACACUUCGUCACUUGAGUAUUACCACCUCCAUUCUUUCUGACCCGUCACGCUUGCCAGAACAAGCCACCGAGGCAGUGAGUAAGGCCCACAAGACAGCUGGAGAAACCUAACCAAAGGCAACUGAUAUCACCUCUUCAAGCCAUGGCAAAUAUCUACGCCUUAUCAAGACAUAGCAACCUCACUGCG